Aspergillus clavatus NRRL 1 is the source of this 1017-nucleotide messenger RNA. RefSeq lists its product as uncharacterized. The coding region runs from base 1 to 1017 and encodes 338 amino acids. The record is from RefSeq and is a predicted model, not a curated record. NCBI's taxonomy places the organism in Eukaryota, Fungi, Ascomycota, Eurotiomycetes, Eurotiales, Aspergillaceae. The transcript has a single exon.
AUGCCCGCACAGAACCACCCACGAGGCCAUGAAGAACAACCACCAGCAAAGGAAACAGUGCGUUCGUUGGAGCAAGCUAUUUCUGGGGAGAUGACCACCUUUCCGGCGCCUUUAUCCUUCACAUCAGAGGCAACUGAUGGCAGUGGGACGAAUGUUGUGCACAUCUUGCCAACGAUUCUCGACACAACAACUGCCACAGCGACGUCUGAACCGGCAUUCACAACAGCAUCGCCAGUCUCAAAUACCUACUCUGGACCGACAACUAUUGCUAGCAUAUCUCCAGGCCCAUCUGCUUCCUCGUCUACGACCUCAGCAGUUGCUACAACUUCUGCCUUGACUAUUACCAUGUCCGCUGCCGUCUCAUCUCAGACUGAGAUCAGCCAACCAGAUAACAGCAACAACAGCAACAACAACAACAACAACACCGCAAGAACAAUCGCCAUAGCCGUUCCAGUGUCAGUAGUAGGCGCCGCCCUACUAUUCGGCGCCUUAUUCUUCUUCCUAAGACGCCGCCGCCGCCGAACUCGACCAGAGAUCUCCUCGAGCUCCCACAUCGACGUAAGCCAGAGCACCCGAGCAAACCUCCUAUCCCUGAACGGAUCCUCGUGGGGAGUCGGACAGACCAGGUCCCCAACUCCCUUCGAAGUCCCGCUCCCCUCUGCCACCGCAUCCACUGAUCGAUUCUCGACAAUCCAGCCUUACCCUCAUCACGCCCCGGCCAGUCCCACCCCGAGAAGCCUGACCUUCCCGCUGCCUGCUUCUCCCGCGACUCAAGCCGAACAGCCGGGACAACAUCAAACACCCCCAAGCGCCGCUGAAGUGUCGCCGGCGAGUGAGCACCGUCCUGGCUCGCCGUUCGACCAUCCAAUGGAUGACGCGAUGUCUGAGGUCUCGCGUCUGAGUGACAGGCGGGAAUCCGUGCAUGAUCGGGACCUGGACGACGAUGUAUCAUCUGUAUCAUCCAUUAGUGACGAUGAAUUGGACGCGAACAGAUCCAGGACGCGGUUCAAUGGAUGA